This is a messenger RNA of Paramacrobiotus metropolitanus, 1433 nucleotides long. RefSeq names its product BTB/POZ domain-containing protein 6-A-like. Gene Ontology annotation, molecular function: protein binding. Bases 437 to 1384 code for a protein of 315 amino acids. The record is from RefSeq and is a predicted model, not a curated record. The transcript is spliced from 6 exons. NCBI's taxonomy places the organism in Eukaryota, Metazoa, Tardigrada, Eutardigrada, Parachela, Macrobiotidae.
CCCAGCUACGACUACGAGUACAGUAGCAGCACCUUAUUUUAAAUUAUGCGAAGUUUUAAAUUUUUAAAUUUCUAAGCAUGAAUGAAUCCAACGGAGCGUAGAAUAUAUCUGAAUUUGACAACGUACGUAUCUUAGAUGUCACGAACAACGAUGAGCUUAUAUAUUUCUCAAUUUUCUCUGCAUUUUAAUCUAUCACUGAUUUAUUCCGCGCAGUUUGCGCGGGGUCUCCUAUACUAUCUGGAAUCGCCAGGAUCUGUACAUAUUGCUGUUGGUAAUCUACGAGCUGCGUUAAGUAGAAAAUUAAUACGCAUUAUACUGUUGUCUUGUUAGCCAUUUCCCACCAGAAUGGCGGCCUCCAAACGUUCUCGACACGGAGAACCUGCUGCGGGACUCGUCAGCUGCAUGAAGCAGACGUUAACCAGUGGAGAAUUCAGCGAUGCACAUCUUGGCGAUGCGCAGCUCCGUGUUUCGCGCCAUGUUCUACGGGAGUUUACCCGAGAACUGCGCCGUGCCCAUCGAUAUUCCGGAUUUCAUGCCUGACGCAUUCGCCAAUAUGCUCAGCUACAUGUACACGGAUGAAGCGGAGAAUCUCAACGCUGACAAUGUUUUCCACACCAUGAACUGCGCCGACAAAUACGACGUGGCUCCCCUGGUGCAAAUCUGCUUAUCGAUGAUUUACAGCCAGCUGGACGUUGAUAAUUGUUUGUUCGCGUUGGAACAAGCAGUGCAGUGGCACGCUGAUACUAUUGUGGAGAAGUGCUGGCGUUUGCUGGAUGAGAAGACGGAAGAGAUUCUGCGAUCGGAUCACUUCACAUGCAUCCGUCAGGACACAUUGCGCACCAUACUGCAACGCGAUACACUGUCGGCUGGAGAGCAGGAUAUUUAUUCGGCUAUCGAGAGGUGGGCCACCGAAGCCUGUAAGCGGAAUAACAUGGAGCCGUCCGCUGCCAACCGGCGUCAGAUGCUGGGCGAAGCGUUAUUCCUGGUGCGCUUUCCCUUGCUGACGGCCGCGCAACUGUCGGAUGGUCCUGCGACGGGUGGUCUGCUGUCGGAAACCGAGCUGUUGAGCAUUUUCCUGUACCAAAAUGCCGCCCUGAAGCCGACGCUGCCCUUCCCCACGGAGCAGCGUCACACCGUUCCGAUGCCCACGGGAUUCCAGCUAGGCGAUGCGGUGUUUGUACCGGGCCCGGCGGAUCACUGGCAGCUGGCGAAAAUUGUUGGUAAUCGCCAGUCGAAGCUGGUCAUUCGGAGGGAAGACAAUCGUCGCGAAGAGAUUGUGGAGACCGAGAGGGUUGCUCUAGCUGCCAACGUGGAGCUUACUGGCUUUUAUGGCUAUGCUUCCCCUGGCGAACGUCUAGUUUUUGAUCUCAGUUAUUCCUAUUGAUUCUUCAUUACGUUCUGGUUUUGAUUAUUAAAGAUUACACGUGGUCGAA